Schistocerca gregaria is the source of this 1440-nucleotide messenger RNA. RefSeq names its product piggyBac transposable element-derived protein 3-like. The record is from RefSeq and is a predicted model, not a curated record. The coding region runs from base 63 to 614 and encodes 183 amino acids. The transcript is spliced from 2 exons. NCBI's taxonomy places the organism in Eukaryota, Metazoa, Arthropoda, Insecta, Orthoptera, Acrididae.
CUUCAUUAUUAUUUAGCACUGUUCUUGGAAGCGGCGUACAGUAUUCUCUGUAGCUCUUCUUUAUGCGACUGUUUUUGACAAAUUUCUGUGUGGUUAGUGCUGCUAACCCCCGCCCUUCUGCUCCACCCACUAUAUUUUCUUCGUCUCCAUCGAAUAUGUCUAGCGGAAAAGGAAUAACUGAGGACGCAUGUUACCGAAUUUUAUUUGAAGAAAUAUCUUCUAGUGACAGCAGUGUUGACUGUGAUGGAAAUGACCCCACAUUCACAAGUUGUGCAAGUUCUAGUCUUGUGUGCAGUCGUGUGGUUCUAAAUGUAACCAGUUGUCUUCAUGGAAAGAAUCAUAUUAUUUUCAUUGACAUUUAUUUUACAUCAUAUUAUCUGUUCAAGGACCUAAAAUCCAAUGGUGUGUACGCUUGUAGAACAAUAAAUCCCAGAAGGGAAAACAUACCAAAACUCAAGGAGGAAAAGGAACUGGAAAGAGGGGAAUUCGAUUACAAAAUAAGCAGUGGUGGCAUAGUAAUCUAUAGAUGGAAAGACAACAGGGCAAUCAACUUGAUUUCAACAUGUCAUUCACCAUCAGAUGUGUCCAUAGUAACUCGAAAGAUGGAACAAUAACCAGUAUCACUUGUCCAAUUGUAUUGAAAGACUAACAUUACAGUAUGAACUAUGUGGAUAAUUUUGGUCGACUAAAGUCAGACUAUGCUAUUGACAGAAAAAGCAAGAAAUGGUGGAUGAGAUUGUUUCUUCACUUUUUAGACUGCAGUAUGACAAACGCGUUCUUUAUCCACAAAGAAAUCGAAAUGGAGCAGUUCUCCAGUAAAGACUUCCGUCAAGAGGUGUACAAAAUCUUGUUGGCUCCAAAAAUAGUUUCAGUUGCAGCUAAUUUUGCUUCUGUAUCCCAAAGUAGUAUAGCAACCCAAAUCAAAUCACACAAACCAUACGUAGACGAAAGUAUUCGCCACGAAAGCAGUAAACAACCACCAAUUCACUAAUGGUUCAAAUGGCUCUGAGCACUAUGGGACUCAACUGCUGUGGUCAUCAGUCCCCUAGAACUUAGAACUACUUAAACCUAAUUAACCUAAGGACAUCACACACAUCCAUGCCCGAGGCAGGACUCGAACCUGCGACCGUAGCAGUCGCACAGUUCCGGACUGCGCGCCUAGAACAGCGAGACCACUGCAGCCGGCAAUUCACCAAUCAUCUAGAAAAUGCGCAGUUUGCAGUUCAAAGAAAAAUCCAGUGCGAAAAGUGUGGAUGUGUUCAGUGUGCAAGGUACCUUGAUGUCUGAGAGCAGGCAAGAACUAUUUCAAGAGAUACCAAGAAAAUUAAAAACUAGUUAUUUCAAAGUUCAACCACCAAAUAUCGAAUUUGCAUACUGUAAUGGGGUGGUGGUUACCUGUAGUGACCACAUUUAAUGUUAAUAUUUUGUUGUCGUUGUUUA